UAUAAAACUAGCACUUUUAAUUAACCAAGAAAGAACUCAAUGAGCUGUUCCGGCGAGUUAGAAACUCGAAUUUUCCCUAUUCGAAAGAACAGACUAUUGGCAUUAAUAUCCCAAAACAAAAAAUGUUAGGGUUCAAAUUUCUCUCACCGCCACCGCUGCCGUCAAUCGCUUCACUUCCAACACCUAAUCUCGCUUUCAUUUCCUUUCUUCCUCGAACCCAUUUCAAAAUCCCUAAAACGCAGUCAAGAUUUCUCUUCUUUGCCCAAACCAACAACAAUUCCCCAGAACCAAAGCUGCAAGAAAAAGAAAAGCUUAAUGGGUUUACUGAUAACGGCGGCGGAGGAAGCAACGGUGGCGGCGAUGAUCCGAAGAAAGAUCGAAGUCCAUUGCUUAAUAUCAAAUGGGUUGAGCUUCUAUUGGACCCAGAUCCUGAUAACAUCAUAGCCGUUGGAUUGACUGGGUUGCUGACAUGGGCAAGCGUUCAAGUGCUCUGGCAAUUGUUUAUUGUUUCUGUAUCCAUUCUUGUUGCUGCUCUAAAAUACUCUUUUAUUGCUGCUUUGCUUCUUUUCAUUCUCAUUACACUUCUUUAGAAUAAUCUAAUCUCUUGUUUUGAUUGA
Messenger RNA from Jatropha curcas, 617 nucleotides. RefSeq lists its product as uncharacterized. NCBI's taxonomy places the organism in Eukaryota, Viridiplantae, Streptophyta, Magnoliopsida, Malpighiales, Euphorbiaceae. The record is from RefSeq and is a predicted model, not a curated record.